Molecule: messenger RNA, 4695 nt
Organism: Alligator sinensis (Chinese alligator)
Lineage: Eukaryota; Metazoa; Chordata; Crocodylia; Alligatoridae
Gene: ABCC2
Product: ATP binding cassette subfamily C member 2
Exons: 31
Biological process (GO): transmembrane transport
Cellular component (GO): apical plasma membrane
Molecular function (GO): ATP binding; ATP hydrolysis activity; ABC-type transporter activity
Source: RefSeq, a predicted model, not a curated record
CCUGGAUCCUCCUGCCUCCCCCAGAACACCUCGCUGCUGCAGCGCCCCGAUGCCGACCUGCCCCUGUGCUUCGAGCAGACCGUGCUGGUCUGGGUCCCCCUGGGCUUCCUCUGGCUCUUCGCGCCCUGGCACCUGCUGUCCCUGUGCAAGUCCAGUGCCAAGAAAUACUCCCGGACCAGGCUCUACCUGGCUAAGCAGGCACUGACCGGGCUGCUCCUUCUCACGGCUGUGACUGAGCUGGCCUUCACGCUGGCAGAGGACUUGGGGAGUCCGGGCCCGGCUGGCCAGAGCCCCGCUGUGCACUACACAAACCCCGUGCUGUACACGCUGACCUGGGUCCUGGUGCUGUUGCUGCACGAUGCCCGGCGCCGCUGCCUGCGCAGGGACUGUGGGCUGCUCUUCCUCUUCUGGAUGCUCUCCCUGAUGUGCGGCAUCUUCCCACUCCAGACGCUGAUCCGGAGGGCGCUGCAGGGCCCCAUCCCUGACGUGCCACGGUUCAGCCUCUUCCUCCUCUCCUAUGGGCUUCAGCUUGUCCUCACUGUCACCUCCACCUUCUCCGACGUCGCCCCUGAAACUGCCGAGGCUGCCAGGAAGAACCCCGAGGUCACGGCCUCCUUCCUGAGCUCCAUCACCUUCAGCUGGUACAGCAGGAUGGUGUGGAAGGGGCACCGCAAGCCCCUGGAGAUGGAGGACCUGUGGGAGCUGCGGGACCAGGAAAGGACACAGCCAGUCUCCGUGGCCUUCGAGCGGCACAUGCAGGCUGAGCUGCGGCGGGCCCGGCGGGCGCUGGAGCACCGACACCACCGCCGCAGGAACCAUCCCGCUGACAUGGAGCACAAGAACGGGCUGGCCCCGGCCCAGAGCCACGACGUCCUGGUGCUGGAGGAGAAGCCAAAGAAGAACAGGAGGAAGCAGCAGGGAGUGGCAGACCCCAGCGGGGACUUCCCCCGGCGCUGGCUCUUCAAGGUGCUGAUCCGAUCCUUCUCGGGCAACCUCCUGUGCUCGGUGGCCUUCAAGCUGGUGCACGACCUGCUGGUCUUCGCCAGCCCCCAGCUGCUGAAGGCGCUGAUCGCCUUCGUGGCAGACCCAGGGGCCUUCGCCUGGCAGGGCUACCUGUACGCGGUACUGCUGUUCGUGGCGGCGCUGGCCCAGUCCUUCUGCCUGCAGCAGUACUUCCAGCUGUGCUUCAGCCUGGGCCUAAGCGUGCGCACUGCCCUCAUGGCUGCUGUCUACAAGAAGGCACUCACCAUUUCCAGCGCCACACGCAAGGAGUCCACGGUGGGGGAGACAGUGAACCUGAUGUCGGUCGAUGCCCAGCGCUUCAUGGAUCUGACCAACUUCGUGCACCAGCUGUGGUCGUCCCCGCUGCAGAUUGCCCUCGCCAUCGCCUUCCUCUGGGCCGAGCUGGGCCCCGCCGUGCUGGCUGGGCUGGGCGUCAUGGUGCUGCUCAUCCCCAUCAACGCCGUCCUGGCCACCAAGGCCAGAGCCAUUCAGAUGAAGAACAUGAAGAACAAGGAUGAGCGCAUGAAAAUCAUGACCGAGAUCCUCAGCGGGGUCAAGAUCCUGAAACUCUUCGCCUGGGAGCCGUCGUUCGAGCGCCGGGUCGGAGGAAUCCGGGAGCGGGAGCUGAAGGGGCUGCUGCACUUCACCUACCUGCAGGCCGUGUCCUUCUUCAUCUUCACCUGUGCUCCCUUCCUGGUCUCCGUGGCCAGCUUCGCCGUCUUUGUCCUGGUGGACGAGAGCAACAUGCUGGAUGCGCAGAAGGCCUUCACCUCCAUCUCGCUCUUCAAUGUGCUGCGCUUCCCCCUGGCCAUCUUACCCAUGGUCAUCUCCACCUUGGUGCAGACCAGCGUGUCCGCCGAGCGGCUGGAGCGGUACCUGGGGGGUGACGACCUGGACACCUCAGCCAUACGACACGACCCCAUUCCCGGCAGCGCAGUGCGAUUCUCCGAGGCCUCCUUCGCCUGGGACCAGGACGCUGGCCCAGCAGUCAGAAGAGUGACCCUGGAUGUGGCGCCAGGGUGCCUGGUGGCUGUGGUGGGGGCCGUGGGCUCUGGGAAGUCCUCGCUGGUGUCUGCCAUGCUGGGGGAGAUGGAGAACGUCCAUGGGCACAUCAACAUCCAGGGCUCCCUGGCCUAUGUGCCACAGCAGGCGUGGAUCCAGAACGCCACGCUGAAGGACAACAUCCUCUUCGGGUCAGCGCUGGAUGAGGCCCGAUACCAGCGGGUCCUGCAGGCCUGCGCCCUCCUGCCUGACCUGGAGCUGCUACCGGCCAGAGACCUGACCGAGAUUGGGGAGAAGGGCAUCAACCUGAGCGGGGGCCAGAAGCAGCGGGUCAGCCUGGCCCGGGCCGUGUACAGCGAGGCCGACAUCUACCUCCUGGAUGACCCCCUCUCCGCCGUGGAUGCCCACGUGGGGAAGCACCUCUUUGAGCACGUGCUGGGCCCUGAGGGGCUGCUCAGGGACAAGACCCGGAUCCUGGUGACCCACGGCAUCAGCUUCCUGCCACACACAGACAAGAUCGUGGUGCUGGUGGGUGGCGCGGUGUCCGAGCAUGGCUCCUAUGGGGCCCUGCUGGCCAGUGGGGGGGCCUUCGCCCAGUACCUGAGCACCUACGGGGGCCAGGAGCAGCGCGAGCCCGAGGGACAGGCCACAGCGGGGGCUGGUGAGGAGGAGGAGGAAGCUGGCGAGACGCUCGAGGCCAGCGCAGAGGAGGUGCCCACCGACGUGGUGACCUCGACCCUCAAGAGAGAGGCCAGCAUCCGACGCUUCAGUCGCAGCAUCAGCACCAGCACCAGCAGCACCCAGUCCCGGCAGAGGGUGGUGCCCGUGGGCCAGCGGGGCCCAAAGGGGCGGGAGGCAGGCGAGGAGCUGAGGGGCCAGCGCCUGAUUGAGAAGGAGGCCAUGGAGAGCGGCAAGGUGAAGCUGUCUGUGUACAUGCAGUACCUGCGGGCCAUCGGCUGGGGCUUCUCGGCCUGCGUGUUCCUGUCGUACGUGGUGCAGUACGCUGCCUUCAUGGGCUCCAACCUGUGGCUCAGCGACUGGACCAACGAUGCCCUGCGCUACCAGAACCAGACCUACCCCGCGGCCCAGCGUGACCUGCGCAUCGGGGUCUUCGGGGCACUGGGCAUGGCGCAAGCCGCCUUCCUGCUGGUGGGAAUCAUCCUCAUGGCCCACGGCGCCAUCCAAGCCUCCCGGGUGCUGCACCAGCAGCUGCUCAGCAACAUCCUGCGCGUGCCCAUGAGCUUCUUCGACACCACGCCCACCGGCCGCAUCGUCAACAGGUUUGCCAAGGACAUCUUCACCGUGGACGAGACCAUCCCAAUGUCGUUCCGCAGCUGGCUGGCCUGCCUGCUGGGCAUUGUCAGCACGCUGCUCAUGAUCUGCCUGGCCACCCCGUUCUUUGCCCUCGUCGUCAUCCCCCUGGCCCUCUUCUACUUCUUUGUGCAGCGCUUCUACGUCUCCACGUCGCGGCAGCUGCGGCGCCUGGACUCGGUCACCCGGUCGCCCAUCUACUCCCACUUCAGCGAGACAGUGUCGGGGCUGCCGGUGAUCAGAGCCUACCAGCACCAGCAGCGGUUCCUGCAGCACAACGAGGCCAUCAUGGACAUCAACCAGAAGAGUGUCUUCUCCUGGAUCGUCUCCAACAGGUGGCUGGCCAUCCGCCUGGAGUUUGUGGGCAACCUGGUGGUUUUCUUCGCUGCGCUCCUGGCUGUGAUCACGCGGGACUCACUGGACAGCGGCAUUGUGGGGCUCUCCGUGUCCUCAGCCCUCAAUAUCACCCAGACGCUGAACUGGCUGGUGCGGAUGACAUCGGAGCUGGAGACCAACAUCGUGGCUGUGGAGCGUGUGCACGAGUACAUGGAGGUGGAGAACGAGGCCCCAUGGGUGACGGAGCAGCGCCCACCCCCUGGUUGGCCCAGCCGGGGCGAGAUCCAGUUCAUUGACUAUGGGGUCCGGUACCGGCCCGAGCUGGAGCUGGUGCUGCAGGGCAUCACCUGUGACGUUGCUGGCAAUGAGAAGGUGGGGGUGGUGGGCCGGACCGGGGCAGGGAAGUCCUCGCUCACCAACUGCCUCUUCCGCAUCCUGGAGGCGGCAGGCGGGCGCAUCCUCAUCGAUGGCGUGGACAUCGCCACCAUCGGUCUCCACGACCUGCGCCAGCACCUCACCAUCAUCCCCCAGGACCCGGUGCUGUUCUCAGGGACGCUGCGCCUGAACCUGGACCCAUUCGAGCAGUACUCGGAGGUAGAGCUGUGGCGUGCGCUGGAGUUGGCUCACCUGAAGGCGCACGUGCAGGCGCUGCCUGAGGGGCUGGCCCACCCCAUCAGCGAGGCUGGCGAGAACCUCAGCGUGGGGCAGCGGCAGCUGCUGUGCCUGGCCCGGGCUUUGCUGCGCAAGUCCAAGAUCCUCGUGCUGGAUGAGGCCACGGCUGCCGUGGACCUGGAGACUGACCGGCUCAUCCAGAGCACCAUCCACAGCGAGUUUGCAGACUGCACCGUGCUGACCGUCGCCCACCGCCUGCAUACUAUCAUGGACAGCAACAGGGUGCUGGUGCUGCAAGCUGGCCGCAUUGCUGAGUUCGACAGCCCUGAGGUGCUGCUGCAGCAGCAGGGCGUGUUCACCACCCUGGCCAAGGACGCUGGCAUCGUGAGCUCCCAGACCACAUUGCUGUAGGGGCCGCAGUGCUGCCCCAGG